UUUCCUAUAGUUUACUUAAGUUGAGUUAUUGUUCUUUUUUACUACGUAGCCACGUAAUGGAUUAGUGAAGAACGACGACGAAUCGUGGUAUUUUAACAAGUUUGUCCAGCGGAUGAAUAAUCGGCAAGCCUUGAACGGCAUCGAAACGGUACUGCGGGAGAACGUCUCUUUCAUUUCUCGGACGAAUCCUUAUGUUAGUUUGUCGCGUGUCGUCGACGCGAUAGUACUUUGCGUGUUUCAGUCUGUCGCGACAUUUCUCAACUGGAACGACAGGGAAACGAAUCAGGAAAUCAAAAUGCAAAGGAAAUCGACUCUACCUCUUUUCAACGCACUACUUCAAAGUUAUUUUUGGAUAAUGGUUGUAGCCAGUGACAAACUUCGUGUGGCCUAUCAAUGGAAACAGCUUGAUUAUGAAUGGCCAAGUAACGAUACCGAGCUUCUAUUCCCAGAAUACAAGCAGGAAGAUAAUCUUCCCCUUGGCCUUGAGAUUACAAAUACUAGGAUCUUCGUUACUGUGCCAAGAUGGAGACGUGGUGUAGUUGCUAGUUUGAAUUACUUUUACAUUAACGAUACACGCGAGUCUCCUAGUUUAAUCCCGUAUCCUUCUUGGGAGGCGCAUCAAUAUCGAGCUGGAAACGUCCCAGAGAUCAUUUCAACGUUUCGAAUUCGUGCAGAUCGCUGCGAAAGACUAUGGGUUCUUGAUACAGGAUUUACUGAUAUUUUGGAUAGUCCAGAACAGCAAGCUCCACCAGCAUUACUCAUUUACGACUUAACAGACGAUCGUUUACUCCGAAAAUUCAUUAUUCCGGAAGAUCAAAAAACGCCUGACUCUCUUUUUGCAAAUAUCGCCGUCGAAGAUUAUUCUUGCGAAGAUACUUUUGCUUAUCUGGCUGACUUGGGUGGUCCUGGACUCGUAGUUUAUUCGUGGAAGUCGGAAAAUUCGUGGCUUCUUAAACAUCAUUUCUUUCAACCAGAUUCUCAAGCUGAAGAAUUCAAUGUAUCGGGAAUUUCGUUCCAAUGGACCGAUGGUCUCUUCGGUAUGGGUCUUGCACCAACUAACGAUGGCUAUAGUGUAAUGUAUUUCCAUCCACUUUCUAGCACCAUGGAAUUUUCAGUUAGUACUAAGUUACUAAGAGAUCCUGAACGUGCUACUUCUCCAGACAACUUCCAUGAAUUUCAUGCCCUAGGAUCUCGCGGACAUAAUGGUCAAAGUAGCGUGAGCUUUUUAGAUCCAGACACCGGAGUUCUGUUUUAUGCAUUAGCUGUUUUGAAUGCUAUUGCGUGCUGGAAACCUCAAAAUACGUUCACAAUCGAGCAACAAGGUUUUAUUUAUGUAGAUAACGUCACAAUGGUUUUUCCCAACGAUUUAAAGAUUGAUCGAAAAGGGAAUAUUUGGAUACUCUCGGAUCGUUUGCCUACUUUUAUGUACUCUCGCCUGGAUCCUGAAGAUUAUAAUUUUAGAAUCGUUACGGGUUCGGUUAAAGAGGCUAUAAAAGGAACUGUUUGCUCGAUGAAUCCAUCUUCAACUACGAACAAUCCGCACGAUUCUACGACAGAAGUGCAGACCGUUUAUCCUAAAUAUCCAAAAAUGGCAGAGAAUUCCGGUUACGUUCACAAUUCUGAAUUGAUUUCUAUACUGAUCAUCGUUAUAACAAUUUCUGUAAGAAUAUUUAUCUGAGAAUAUAAUUGUAUCAUUUUUAAUAACUGUAACAAUUUAUGGAGCAUUUCUCGAAAUAUCGAGAAUUCGAAUUUCGAAGAAUAUCGAUGCUUAUAUACGAGCAGGAAGAGAUUGAAACGAGAUGCUUAGGUAACGGGUUAAGUAAUAAAUAAAUGAAUGUUAUGCUUGGUUUUCUGUGUAUUAUGAUAUAAUCGAUUUCUGCAAAUGUCGUAUAUGAUUGAGUUUCUUGUAUAAUAUAUGUACCUUAAUGUAACGUUUCGUAUGCGUUCUUGCAGAAAGAGCUAUUUUAUUUAUAAUUUACGCAUCAUCUUGAAUUUUGAAAUGUUGAUAUCUCCUAUUAUUACUUAAAUAUCUUAUCUACAACAUACAAGUUUUUCCUUAUUAUAUUUGAAUUGCAUAGAAAUAUUUUUGGAGGUUUUGAUUGUAGUACUUAAAAAAUGAAGUUCAUAAAAUACACGACUGAUCACAUAGUAUUAUUAGUUAUAUUAUCUACGUUCUCAGAAAUAAUUAGAAAUUAGAAAUAAUAAGCAAAACUCACGGAUGGAACAUUACUAUACCAUAUUUUACAACUACCGGAAACAAAAAAAUGUAAUGUGAACAGCUGCUGUUUCAUGGUGUUAUGCUGUUAUACUAAACUAUAUUGUCAUGUAGAAAUAAAAGUUCAUGUAGAAAUUUGUUAUAAAUGGAGUUAACAGACGUUCGGAAAACGUUUAUGUGCUUCGUUCUAUACAAUCUGUUAUGUGCAGUUGAAAAGAUUCGGAUAUAUAUUUUGUAAAAUUCGAUAUUUAACAGUUUAUCAAUGUUUAUGUUCAUAAAAAUAGAAAAUUUUAAGAAAGUCUGAAUUAUUAUAGAAUUAAGAAAAUCUAAUUGGUAACUGGCAUCUAAAACGUAAAUGAUUAGAAUUCGAAGACUUAUUUGAUAUCAAUGAAAUGGUACAGACAUUAAUAAUGGCUGCAACUUGUGACUUAAUUUUUUAAGAGAGGAAAGAGUUACAAUUGACAGUAAUUUAAAUAUAUCGCUAUAUUUAAUGUAAAAAGAAAGAAUUAUUAUAAAUGUAAUAAAUAAAUAUAUAUAUAUA
This is a messenger RNA of Bombus pyrosoma, 2756 nucleotides long. It is a transcript of the gene yellow-b, whose product is annotated as protein yellow. NCBI's taxonomy places the organism in Eukaryota, Metazoa, Arthropoda, Insecta, Hymenoptera, Apidae. Bases 113 to 1678 code for a protein of 521 amino acids. Gene Ontology annotation, cellular component: extracellular region. The transcript has 6 exons. The record is from RefSeq and is a predicted model, not a curated record.